UUUGUUGUUCUGCUUCUGUUCUGUAGCUCAGGAGCAGAGGUUGUUACAGUAGAUGUUCAUGCAGCUCGUCAACUCAUCCUAUCUGGACACCGUUAUCUUGAUGUUAGGACAGAAGAUGAAUUCAAGAAAGGGCAUGUAGAGAACUCUUUGAAUAUUCCCUAUAUGUUAAAUGCUCCCAAAGGUCUCUCUUGCUCUAUGCUGGAAUUUUUGCCAUAG
Solanum dulcamara is the source of this 216-nucleotide messenger RNA. Its product is annotated as thiosulfate sulfurtransferase 18-like. The transcript is spliced from 2 exons. The record is from RefSeq and is a predicted model, not a curated record. Gene Ontology annotation, molecular function: catalytic activity. The annotation marks the transcript as partial. NCBI's taxonomy places the organism in Eukaryota, Viridiplantae, Streptophyta, Magnoliopsida, Solanales, Solanaceae.